Phyllostomus discolor (pale spear-nosed bat) is the source of this 5582-nucleotide messenger RNA. It is a transcript of the gene NHSL3, whose product is annotated as KIAA1522 ortholog. The record is from RefSeq and is a predicted model, not a curated record. Gene Ontology annotation, biological process: cell differentiation. The coding region runs from base 294 to 3578 and encodes 1094 amino acids. The transcript is spliced from 7 exons. Lineage: Eukaryota; Metazoa; Chordata; Mammalia; Chiroptera; Phyllostomidae.
ACCUCGCCCUCCUCCAGCCCCGCAGCGCCCAGGCCGGGGCGGCGGGGAGGGGCAGCAGGCAGCGCCGCUCCCACUCCGCGGCCGCUCCCUCUCCGGGCUCCGUCCCUCCGGGCGUCCCCCGCGCCCCGCCCGCUGCCGGUCGGCCCCUCCUGCCGCUAGCUCCUAGCUUGCUCGGCCUCCGCCGCCUAAACUUUUCACGGGGCGCGUCUCCCGCGGUAGCCGGCCGCGCGACCCACGCAUGGGCGCCCCGCCGCAGGGGGCCUGACCCCGCCGCCUGGUCCGCCCGCUGCGCCAUGGCGGCCCGCGCGCCCCCCGCCGCACCUGCGGCGGAUGAGCCUGGGGGACCGGGAGACCCCCCACGCAAGAAGAAGUCCCGCUCGGGCACGUCCGGCUUCCGCCGCGCCUUCAACUGGCUGCGGGGCAAGCGGCGCAAGAAGAAGGCGGCAGGGGCUGAGAGCGCCGAACCGGCCACCCCCCGGGCCAAGAAGGCGGACGACAAGGCUAGGAGGGCCAAGGGCAAAGGCCGAGGCUCAGCCAAGGCUGAGAGUGACAAGCGUCUGAGUGUGGGGCCUGGCCAGGGGCCCGGGUCUGCGGCGGACGAGCACCAGGACAAUGUCUUCUUCCCCAGUGGGCGGCUGCCUCACCUGGAAGAGCUGCACACGCAGGCCCAGGAGGGGCUCCGUUCCCUGCAGCAGCAAGAGAAACAGAAACUCAACAAGGGUGGCUGGGACCAUGGAGACACCCAGAGCCUCCAGUCCUCCAGGACAGGGCCGGAUGAAGACAGCAUCUCCUUCUGCAGCCAGACCACAUCCUACAUGGCUGAGAGCUCCACGGCAGAGGAUGCACUCUCCAUCCGCUCCGAGAUGAUCCAGCGCAAAGGCUCCACCUUUCGACCCCACGACUCAUUUGCCAAAUCGUCGGGGAAGUCAGGGCGGCGGCGGCGGGAGCGGCGGAGCACGGUGCUGGGCCUGCCGCAGCACGUGCAGAAGGAACUCGGCCUGCGGAGUGAGCGCGAAGCACCACGCACUCCUCGGCCGCCUGGUCCGCGGGACUCUGUACGGAUCCCCACGGUGGAUGGCCGCCCGGCAGGUCUGGCCUCAGGAACAGGGGUCCGGGUGUCCCUGCCGGCGCUGGAGGCAGAGGCGGAGGCCGGGUCCAAGGCAGAGGCCAUGCUGCAGCGCCACAUCGACCGCGUCUAUCGGGAUGACACCUUUGUUGGCCGGUCCACAGGGGCGCAGCCCCCACCAAUAACCCGGCCCAUGUCCCUAGCAGUGCCUGGAUUGACAGGAGGGGCAGGGCCUCCUGAGCCUCUGAGCCCGGCCAUGUCCAUCUCACCCCAGGCCACCUACUUGUCAAAACUGAUCCCACACGCUGUCCUGCCACCCACAGUGGACGUGGUGGCCCUGGGCCGCUGCAGCCUGCGCACACUGAGCCGCUGCAGCCUGCUCUCGGCCAGCCCGGCCUCCGUCCGCUCGCUGAGCCGCUUCUCCUCGGCCUCCAGCCCGCAGCCCCGCAGCCGCCACCCGUCCUCCUCCAGUGACACCUGGAGCCACUCUCAGUCCUCCGACACCAUCGUGUCCGACGGCUCCACCCUGUCCUCUAAGGGUGGCUCUGAGGGCCGGCCAGAGGGCUCUGUAGCUAGCAGUAGUGUGGCACCCCCGCCCCAGGGGGGCAGCGGGAGGGGCUCUCCCAGUGGGGGCAGCACUGCUGAGGCCUCGGACACUGCCAGUAUUCGGAGCAGCGGGCAGUUGUCCAGCCGGAGCGUGUCCCUACGUAAGCUGAAGCGGCCCCCGCCACCUCCCCGCCGGACCUACUCACUCCGUCAGCGGGGCUCAGCGGCCCCUGAUGGGCCCUUGGGGUUGCCUCCGAAGCCAGAGCGGAAGCAGCAGCCACAGCUGCCUCGUCCGCCCACCACGGGUGGGUCCGAAGGGACAGGGGCAGCCCCCUGUUCAUCCAGCGCAGCAGGCAGCUGGGUGCCUGGCUUGUCUCCAGGUGGCUCCCGGCACCUCCCACGCUCUCCAGAACGGACACUCUCACCCUCCAGUGGGUACUCGAGCCAAAGUGGUACCCCCACCCUCCCUCCCAAGGGUCUAGCAGGGGCACCCUCUUCCCCAGGCAAGGUCCAACCCCCUAAACCAGAGCGUGUCACCUCCCUCCGCUCUCCCGGGGCCUCUGUCUCCUCCUCCCUGACCUCGCUGUGUUCCUCCUUCUCUGACCCAGCCCCCUCAGACCGUUCUGGUCCGCAGAUGUCGAUCACCCUUGGCGACAGGUUUGUCAUACCUCCUCAUCCCAAGGUGCUGGCCCCCUUCUCCCCACCUCCUUCCAAGCCCAAGAGUUCUAACCAAGCUGCCCCAUCCCUGGCUGCCCCCGCGCUGGCCCCUGGGCCCAUUGCUACCGUGGAUGCCAGCCCCAAGUCCCAGCCCAGCCCACAGACAUCCCUGGCCCCACCGCAGGAGUCUCCUGCUGCCUCCAAAGACCGGUCACCCCCACCGUCCCCACCCCCAUCUUAUCACCCACCUCCGCCACCCAGUAAGAAGGUGGAGGUGGCUGAGGAGGCUCCAUCUGCCCCAGAGACUGCCGAGGAGCCCCUCCAAGAUCCCAGCUGGCCCCCACCCCCACCUCCCGUGCCUGAGGAGCAGGACCUGUCCAUGGCUGACUUCCCCCCACCAGACGAGGCCUUUUUCUCUGUGGCUGGCCCCGAGCCUGCAGGCCUUUCAGACCCUCCAGCUCCUCUCAGCUCCCUGGCUGCGGCGCCUGCCGCCACCACCUCUUCUCAGAGCCAGCCCCGUGGCACCCCAGACCCGCCAGCUCCGCCAGCCCUCCCAGACAGUCCUGUCACCGGGCGUGUAGCCCAGCUUCCUCAGAAGGAACCUGUGGGCUGCAGCAAGGGCAAUGGGGCUCCCAGAGAGGAGGCCGGUGCCCCCCUGGUCACGCCCUCCCUCCUGCAGAUGGUUCGGCUGCGUUCUGUGGGUGCUCCCGCAGCGGCUCCAACUCCAGCAUCAGGGCCAUCGGCCCCCCAGAAGCCGCUGCGAAGGGCCCUGUCGGGGCGGGCCAGUCCCGCACCUGCCUCCUCCCCAGGGCUGCACGCUGCCAUCCGACUCAAGGCCUCUGGUCUGGCUGCCAAAGAGGAUCCUGGGAGCGCCCAGCCCAACGGGCCACCUGAGGGAGAGCCACGGUCUCCCCAGUCCCCCGCCUCCAUGGCCAGCUUCAUCUUCUCCAAGGGCACCAAGAAGCUGCAAUUGGAGCGGCCUGUGUCCCCUGAGAACCAGGCUGACCUCCAGCGGAACCUGGUGGCUGAACUUCGGAGCAUCUCAGAGCAGCGACCGCCGCAGACCCCAAAGAAGUCACCGAAGGCUCCCCCACCUGUGGCCCGCAAACCCUCUGCGGGGGUGCCCCCACCCACCUCGCCCAGCUCUCCUCGGGCUGAGCCCCUCACUGCUCCUCCGACCAAUGGGCUCCCUCAUGCUGAGGGUAGGACUAAGGGGGAGCCAGCGGAGAAUGGAGGUGUCGUGCGGCUGGUGGGCGCGGAGGAGAGGCUGGAUCGGCCUGGCUCAGACCCACAGAAAGAGCUGGUCUAACCACCAGGCACCUCACUGGCACUGCUGACCCCUCCCAGGAAUACAAUCUCAGGGACCUGAGCAGUUCCAAGGAUGAGAGGAUGUGGCAGAGACCUAACCUAGUAGAGAGGAUGCCUGCAGCCUUAACCUCCACGGCCUUCAAUAUUUAUGCAAGUCUGGUCUUGACCCUGUCCUCCAACUCAUCCAGCUCUCAUGCCUUUUCCCCAAUGGAGUCACCUCCGGCAGCUGCCACUUGAGUCUUGGCCUUAGCCUCACCUUGAAGGAAGUAGCUGGCGGGAGUGGGCGGCUGCGCCCCCUGCUGGCCCUGAGGUCAGAGUUGGGAGAACACCUCCCUUGGGUUCCACUUUUUUUUAAUGCCCAAAUCAUGCACACCCCCUGUAGUCUGGAAUCAAAGCACUUUCAGAAGGAGACUGCAUGUCCACCCUCCAGGGCCCAUGAAGCCACAUUCCAAGGGCCUGUUUACAUGGCGGCAGCGUCAAUCCCCGGCAGCCAGCCCACGGCUGGGACCAUCCCUUCCCUCUCAUCCAGUUUGCUCCUCAGUUCUCGGAGGUGGGCAAGUCGUUGCAUUCCCACAGGCUGGAGGCGGGAGCGAGGCUGUGGAACUCCAAAGCACAAAGGGUGCAGCAAGGGUUAGCCUUCCUGUGCCUCAACUUACCACCAACCACCCUCCUGCCUUCCGGUUAUGCUAGGUGCUCCAUGCAGGGGACAGCAGUGGGAGGCUGCUCGGCCCAUGGCAGGGCGGGGACGGAGAGGGGAGGAGGUCACAGGUUCUGUCCUUAGAGGGCAGAACAGUACGGGGAGCCAUCUUGGGGGUCACUUGGCAGUUGUCCUUUGUUUCAUCUGAUCAGGUUGGGGGUGGGCAGGCACAGCUCUUCAGGGACAAAGCUGUGUCCCUUUCAGCUGGACAGAAGCACUGAGGAGGUGGGUGGCGGGGAGCCUACCACAGGGAGGGCCUGUCUGGGCAUCGGGCCGGGCCCAGCCCCACAGGUUUCCUCGCCUUACCUUUCUUCCCUCGCCUCUGUUCACGGCCUUUGUGCAGCUGCCUUUCAGCACAGGUGGCUCCACUGGGGGGAGCUGGCACUGGGUGACCAGCGUGAGAAGCGGAAGGUACAUCCUGUUCCGGGCUCUUCCGUAGUUGUGGGGGGGCGGGCACUCCAUGCUCCAAGGGAGCAGGAUUGGUGGUUGCCCCCCCCCCCCAAGAAAUCAGUCUCUGCUACUGAUGUGCCCUCCAGGAAUUUUAGUGACUGUGUCCAGCCUGUGCCACCUAUCUAGGUAAGCUGGCUUCCCUUCCGGCCCCUGUGGCUGCACAGUGACUCAGGCUUGAGUCUGGCACGGAGCCUUCCCAUUGGCUGUUUCUCUUCCACCAAGGAGAUUGGCCUCCUCCCAGAAUGAGGGCUGGGACCGCGGGAUGUGGUGUGAGAGCUGCCCUGGCCCUCUCACUACUUCCUCCCAGCCUCCCCGGAGCCGUAAGCCAGUGUUCUUCCCUUGCCCUUUGGUAAUGGGGAGCUGCUGCUGGGGACGUGCUGUGCUUGCCCCGUGAGUGGGGGAAAGAAGAUGGUCAGUAAGCACCACUCUGCUCAGAGCUCCUGAUCCAAGCCCCUGGGAAGCAGGACCGGGCCAGUGCCUCCAUGGAACCGGGUCCUGGCAGCAGCCUCGGAGCUGCUGGGGGUGGGAGGGAUCCUGAAGUCCCUCUUGCCUUCCUUUCUCUAAAUGUUACUCAAGCUCCUUUUCCUCAGUUAGAAUCUUUUAUUUCCCCACUGGGUGGGACAGAGGGCAAAGGGAGGAUCUGGAAGCAUCCCUUCUUUGUCCUCUGGGGCAAAUGAGCUUGAUCUAGUGCAAAUGGAGAGACCAAAAGCCUCUGAUUUUUAAUUUCCACAAAAAUAUUAGAGAAGUAUAUAUAUAUUUCUUUAAAUUUUUGAGUCUUUGAUAAUGACUAUAUAAACAAGCCAUUCACUCUGCCCUGAAGCUGUGUGUUUCAAGUGUUAAUUAAAUGAUUAAAACUUG